CCGGCGGGCUCCGGUGCUCGGCCAUGGCGGCGGCGGCGGCGCACAGCGUGCGGGUGCUGCGGGAGCUGAACCGGCAGCGCGCGGCCGGGCAGUUCUGCGACGCGACGCUCGGCGUGGGCGGCCGCGAGUUCCGCGCUCACUGGCCGGUGCUCGCCAGCUGCUCCCGCUUCUUCCGCGCCCGCGGCCCCGGCGGGCCCGUGGCGCUGCCCGACGGCCUCGCCGACACCUUCCAGCUGCUGCUCGAUUUCUUCUACACGGGGCGCCUGGCGCUCACGGCGCACAACCGCGCCCGCCUGCUGGCGGCCGCCGAGCAGCUCGGCGUGCCCGACGCCGUGGCGCUGUGCCGCGCCUUCCGCCCGCGGCCCCGCCGCGCCGCCGCCGCCGCCCGCCCGGAGCCCGCGGCGGCCCCGCAGCCCGGCGGGCAGGCGGUGCGUGAGGGGGGCGGGAGGGGGACGGCGGGGCCCGGGCCCGGCGGGGGCGGCGCGGUGACGCCGCUGUUCCCUCGCAGGGCUCCCCCUGCCCCGGAGGAGGCGGCGGUGGGUGGCGGCGGGCGGGGGGACGGCGACGCUGAGCCCCUUCCUGAGGAAAAGGUGCUGCGGAGCAAAAAGAGUCCCCCCGCUCCGGGAAAAGCGCCGGGGAGCAGAAAAGGUACAGCGGUGCCGGUCGAGUGCCCCACAUGUCAUAAAACCUUCCUCAGCAAAUAUUACCUUAAAGUGCACAACAGGAAACACACUGGAGAGAAGCCAUUUGAGUGUUCCAAGUGUGGCAAAUGUUACUUUAGAAAAGAGAAUCUCCUGGAACACGAAGCCAGGAACUGCAUGAACAGAUCGGAACAGGUAUUCACAUGCUCAGCCUGCCCGGAGGUGUUCAAGCGGCGGAUGGAGCUGCGGCUGCACAUGGUGUCACACACUGGGGAGAUGCCAUACAAGUGCUCCUCAUGCUCACAGCAGUUCAUGCAGAAGAAGGAGCUGCAGAGCCACAUGAUAAAGCUGCACGGUGCACCCAAGCCCCAUGCGUGCUCAACCUGCUCCAAGUGCUUUCUGUCCCGGACAGAGCUGCGCCUACACGAGGCCUUCAAGCACCGCGGAGAGAAGCUGUUUGUGUGCGAGGAGUGCGGGCACAGGGCCUCGAGCCGCAACGGCCUCCAGAUGCACAUCAAGGCCAAGCACAGGAACGAGCGGCCCUAUGUCUGUGAGUUCUGCCACCACGCCUUCACGCAGAAAGCCAACCUCAACAUGCACCUGCGCACGCACACGGGCGAGAAGCCCUUCCAGUGCCAUCUCUGCGGCAAGACCUUCCGGACACAAGCAAGUCUGGACAAGCACAACCGGACGCACACCGGGGAGCGGCCGUUCAGCUGUGAGUUUUGUGAGCAGCGUUUCACGGAGAAGGGGCCACUGCUGAGGCACGUCGCCAGCCGGCACCAGGAGGGGCGGCCCCACUUCUGCCACAUCUGCGGGAAGACAUUCAAAGCGGUAGAACAGCUGCGUGUCCACGUUCGCCGGCACAAGGGAGUGAGGAAGUUUGAGUGCAUCGAGUGUGGCUACAAAUUCACACGGCAGGCUCACUUGAGGCGCCACAUGGAGAUCCACGACCGAGUGGAGAACUACAACCCUCGACAGCGCAAGCUGCGGAACCUGAUCAUCGAGGAUGAGAAGGAUGUGAUGGUGGUACUGCAGCCGCCGCCAGAGCUGGAGGUGGGCUCAGCCGAGGUGAUUGUGGAGUCGCUGGCUCGUGGGCCACUGCCUGAGGAGGUCUCUGCACAGAAACUCUGCUCAAAUGAGAACUUCUCCCCUGCAGAUGUGAUUGAGCAAUCACUGAUUAUAACUACAACGAUUCCUGAAGACUGUGAGACGUAGUGUGGCCACCCACCCCUUCCACUGAAACAUAGUAAACCAUUAAGCUGAGCCACUUUCUGCCACACUUACUCUUUUGAGCCCCCUCCCUCCUUUUCUGCCAGUCUCCCAUCCCUGGCUGCAGGGAAAGAAAAUCACCAUGAUGUUGUGUUUGAGUGUCAAAUGAAGAAAUGUCUCAGAGCAGUCGCUCCAGUCAGUGCCACACACGGUGUGCAGUGGGAUGGGACUGACCUCUCUGUGUCAUAUUGUGACUCACUUUCUGACUCCGAAAGAGCUGGUGCUGCCCUCCCUUUUCCUCGAGCCCUCUUACCCUGCCUGUGAUUAAAGCUCACCAUCUCUGUCCAUUCCUUAA
Messenger RNA from Taeniopygia guttata (zebra finch), 2208 nucleotides. The record is from RefSeq and is a predicted model, not a curated record. Lineage: Eukaryota; Metazoa; Chordata; Aves; Passeriformes; Estrildidae.